AUUCCCCGAGGGAAGUUCCCAAAACUCAACCGGGCCAUGUAAAACAUACGUUGCCAUAUCCUCUCCGGCGCCUCGCGACUCUGCAUCUGGAGAUUGAGGCGACGACGCUGCGUCGGUGUCAAAGCCCGGUUUUACAAAAAAAAAAAAAAAGAGAAAAAAAAGUUGGGGGGGACUUGGAUUGUUUUGCUCCGAAUGAAGGGCUCAUGUCUGCUGUGUCAGGGAUGAUUGUGGAGCACACGGCAUGGAAAAGAACAUCGGAGACCAGCUCAACAAAGCCUUUGAAGCUUAUCGCCAGGUCACCAUUGAAAAGGACAAUGCUAAAAGGGACCUGGAACAAAUGAGUGAACACUAUGAGCGAUAUACUCAGAAACUUCAAAAGCAGAUCGAGGACCAGCAGCAGUUGAUUUUAAAACUUGAAGCUAAGUUAUCAGCAAAAAGGAAACCAUCAGGGGAGAUGAAAUGUGAGCCUUGCAACCAUCUCCUUGAUGCGGCCAGCGCUUAUAAGAAAAUGCAGCACCCGGAGAAAACUGGUACUGUUGCUUCUAGUUGUCCAGUCAACAGCAGCUUUGACUAUCAGGACAUGCUGAAUGCAUUUGAAGCCAUUCAAGGGAAAUUCCGGCAGAUUCGCUCUCUAACCAGGAGACAAAAAGAUCAUCUGAAAAGGUUCCAUGGAGGAAGCGAUGCAUCAAGCGAUCAGUGGUUCUCCAUGCCCAUCCAGUGCACGGACCGCACGGCAGAGGCAGAGAGGCCCUUUCCCCCGCCGCCGAGGCCAGCGGCGGCCGUCCCGCUGCCGCCCACGCCUCUGGCGUCUCGCUGCGCCAGCCCUGAAGACAAAGACCUAGAAGACUCUCUCACCAAACUCAGUGUCAAAUUCCCACCCUCCGCGGACAGCGAAUACGACUUUCUGAACAGUGCGCCGGAGAGACACGCCGGCCUGGCCGUGUUCCUGCAGCGGCCUCCCCGCAGUGUCCCCUCCACGUUGACGGAAGAGGAGCCCGUGGAACUGCCCCUGCCUUUUGUCUACCCUCCAUCCCCCACCCACGCCGCAUCAUCCUCGCUCUCCCAGGAGAGCGUGCGGGGACCCCAGCAGCCUCUCUGGAGCCCCCAGCUGGGUGAUGCGGUUGACGUGGGAACAGAGCUGGCGACGCCUCAGAGCAGCAGUCCUGAUAAAUGUGCUUUCUGCCACGCCGUGGUUCCUCAGGACCGAAUGAACAGCCACCUCUACUCGCAUUGCUCCACUAAGAACGAAGCCGACAAUUGCCGGUGAAGGCAGAGACUGACGGCUCAGGGGCCCCGACUGCUCCGGUACUUACUGUAUUGACGGUCUAGUCCUUCCUGCCUGGAAGAACAUGCGCCGUACUGGAUUUGAAAGGACACUGCAGGACUUGGAUCCAUUUAUUUAAUAUUGAAGAAUUGAGUUCUACACUUUCUUGCCCAUUAUAUUCUUCAAAUGUCACACUGAGAUUUAACUCUAGCCUAAGUGACGACGAUGCAUAACAUGAAAUGUGUGUAUAUAUAUAUAUAUAUAUAUAUAUAUAUAUAUAUAUAUAUAUAUAUAUAUAUAUAUAUAUAUAUACUGUAUAGGGGCAAAUAAAGCAGCUGUUAUAUCUUUUUUAUCAUUUGGAUCUAUUUUUAAUAUGGAAACUUGAAACAGGUUGUGGUGCAAGGCCAUGAAGUGUAUUAAUACAUAAAUAUAUAACGUGUU
Messenger RNA from Gasterosteus aculeatus aculeatus (three-spined stickleback), 1705 nucleotides. It is a transcript of the gene tank, whose product is annotated as TRAF family member-associated NFKB activator. NCBI's taxonomy places the organism in Eukaryota, Metazoa, Chordata, Actinopteri, Perciformes, Gasterosteidae. Gene Ontology annotation, biological process: negative regulation of canonical NF-kappaB signal transduction. The record is from RefSeq and is a predicted model, not a curated record.